AAACCAAACCGUGUGCCACGAGAAGGUUCCAGAACCCACCGGCUGCUUCGUCCCACCAAUCUCUUCUUCGCCUGCACGCCACCUCCCUACCUCCUCCUCGCCCGUAUUUAUACGCCUCGAUCCCCCUCUCGCUUGCUCCUUCCUGCUUCUCGAUCGGAUUGGGUUGGGGUUUUCGGUAGGUGCGGUGUGCACGGGAGUUGGGGCAAGUUGCUUUGCUCGUGCGCAAGAGGAAAGGGAAGAGGAAGAGGGGGAGUAAGCGAGAAGGCCGAUGGCGUCGAAGCGGAUCCUCAAGGAGCUCAAGGACCUGCAGAAGGAUCCUCCCACCUCCUGCAGCGCAGGCCCUGUUGCCGAAGAUAUGUUCCACUGGCAAGCAACAAUUAUGGGUCCAACAGAUAGCCCAUAUGCAGGGGGCGUCUUUUUGGUCACUAUUCACUUCCCUCCGGACUACCCAUUCAAACCACCUAAGGUUGCGUUCAAGACAAAGGUCUUCCAUCCGAAUAUCAACAUCAAUGGGAGCAUCUGUCUUGAUAUCUUGAAGGAACAGUGGAGCCCUGCACUGACAGUUUCUAAGGUACUACUAUCAAUUUGCUCCCUUUUGACGGACCCGAACCCUGAUGACCCAUUGGUUCCGGAGAUUGCUCACAUGUACAAGACUGAUCGGGUGAAGUAUGAGUCUACUGCUAGGAGCUGGACCCAGAAAUAUGCAAUGGGCUGACAUUGCUGGUUACUGGGAAGAUGACCUAGUGAUCUGCUCAUGUUACACCAGCUGUGCCUUCGUUCCAGAUCUAAUGUAUUGCCUUUCGUCAUUGAAACAAAACGUCUAAAUUAAAUUGUUCGUUCAUCGAACAAUCAAUUGAUCUAUAAUGGAAGGCGAAACAUUGAUUGUGUUCC
Molecule: messenger RNA, 891 nt
Organism: Setaria italica (foxtail millet)
Lineage: Eukaryota; Viridiplantae; Streptophyta; Magnoliopsida; Poales; Poaceae
Product: ubiquitin-conjugating enzyme E2 5B
Exons: 4
Coding region: 269-715 (148 amino acids)
Biological process (GO): protein polyubiquitination
Cellular component (GO): nucleus
Molecular function (GO): ubiquitin conjugating enzyme activity
Source: RefSeq, a predicted model, not a curated record